Molecule: messenger RNA, 2378 nt
Organism: Pyrgilauda ruficollis (rufous-necked snowfinch)
Lineage: Eukaryota; Metazoa; Chordata; Aves; Passeriformes; Passeridae
Product: cyclic AMP-dependent transcription factor ATF-7
Exons: 12
Coding region: 132-1607 (491 amino acids)
Biological process (GO): regulation of transcription by RNA polymerase II
Molecular function (GO): cAMP response element binding; DNA-binding transcription factor activity, RNA polymerase II-specific
Source: RefSeq, a predicted model, not a curated record
UUGGCGGCCGCGCCGUUACCUCCCCGCGGUCUCGCGAGAGCCUGGCGCGCGGGGCGGGGGGGGCGGCGGGAGCCCCAGCGCGAGCGGCGCCAGCGCGAGGACCCGGCCCGGCUCCCUCAGGCUGCUGCAGGAUGGGUGACGACAGGCCCUUCGUGUGCGGCGCCCCGGGCUGCGGACAGAGGUUCACAAACGAGGACCACCUGGCGGUUCAUAAACACAAGCACGAGAUGACAUUGAAAUUCGGCCCCGCUCGCACCGACUCCGUCAUCAUCGCAGCAGAUCAGACCCCGACCCCGACGCGGUUCCUGAAGAACUGUGAGGAGGUGGGACUCUUCAACGAGCUGGCCAGCUCCUUCGAGCACGAGUUCAAGAAAGCUGCUGAGGAUGAUGAGAAAAAGAGCUCGGGGGCCCUGGACAUGUCGCUGCCCUCCACCCCGGAGAUCAAGGUCAAGGAGGAGGAGCCGGUGGAGGUGGACUCGUCCCCGCCGGACAGCCCCGCGUCCCGGCCCCGCUCGCCCCCGCACAAGGACAAGGAGGGCCCCUCCAAGCCCGUGAUCCUCUCCACGCCCACGCCCACCAUCGUGCGGCCGGGCUCGCUGCCGCUGCACCUGGGCUACGACCCCCUGCACCCCACGCUGCCGUCCCCCACCUCCGUCAUCACCCAGGCCCCCCCCUCCAACAGACAGCUGGGGUCUCCCAGCGGCUCGCUCCCGCUCGUCGUGCAGCUCGCCAACGGCCAGACCAUGCCCGUGCUGCCCGGUCCCCCCGUGCAGAUGCCUUCUGUCAUUUCGCUGGCCCGGCCCGUGGCCAUGGUGCCCAACAUCCCCGGCAUUCCCGGGCCCCCCAUCAACAGCAGCGGGUCCCUCUCGCCCUCAGGACUCCCGGUGCACUCCGAAGCCAAAAUGAGGCUGAAGGCCAGCCUGGCAGCGUCGUCCUCGCUGAACGGCAGCAGCCUGGUGGUGGGCUCGGCCAGCACCAUGGUGACCGCGCGGCCGGAGCAGAGCCAGGUCCUGGGCCAGCACCCCGACGCCCCCUCCCCAGCCCAGCCACAGGUGUCCCCUGCCCAGCCCACGCCCAGCACGGGCGGGCGGCGGCGGCGGGCGGCGGACGAGGACCCGGACGAGCGGCGGCAGCGCUUCCUGGAGCGGAACCGCGCGGCCGCCUCGCGCUGCCGGCAGAAGCGCAAGCUCUGGGUGUCCUCCCUGGAGAAGAAAGCCGAGGAGCUCACCAGCCAGAACAUCCAGCUGAGCGUGAAACGAGGUGACGCUGCUCAGGAACGAGGUGGCUCAGCUGAAGCAGCUGCUGCUGGCCCACAAGGACUGUCCUGUCACCGCCCUGCAGAAGAAGACCCAGGGAUACCUGGAGAGCCCCAAGGAGAGCUCGGAGCCCUCGGGCUCGCCCGCGCCCGUCAUCCAGCACAGCUCGGGCCCGGCCGCGCCCAACGGGCUCCGCUCGGCCGCCGAGGCCGUGGCCAGCUCGGUGCUGGCGCAGAUGGCCGGGCAAAGGACAGAGCUGGCCGUGCCCGCGGCCCCGCAUGUCAUCAUGGCCCCACAGUCGCAGUCUGCCGGCAGAUGAUGGCCCCGGGCCGGAGCGCCCGCACGGACUGAGCCGGGCCGGGACCUUCCCUUUCCCUUUCGGGGUUUUGUUCCUUUCGUUUUGUCCUGUUCCGAGGUAAGGGCAGCUCUGGCGCUUUCCCCCCGGCGGAGCCCCCGGGCAGGGCGCGUCCCGGGGCUCCGUGCGGCGAACACUAAACUCCGGGCGAGCCCCGGGCGCUGGCCCUGGCCCCCGGGCAGGGGGCUGUGACACUCCGUGCUGUCCCCGUGCUGCUCCCAGGCUUGUCCCCGCUCCCCAAAUCGUUGCACCUUCACCAGGAGCCUCCCGAAGCUCUGAGCUGACGGGGAUCCAGGGCUCCUCCCUGCCCCAGCCCCAGCCGUGGAUUUUGGGAAGCAGGCUUGCUCUGGGUUGUGCCCCAGCGGCUGGGACAAGGGGACAGCGCGGGGCUGGCCAGGGCUGCUCCCGCAUUCCCAGGAAAUGGGGCUGGGGUGCCCACCAGAGCGGGACAGCAGCGGGAGUGCCCGGAGCAGCCGCAGCCCCGGCUCCCCUGGCAAAGCCAGCCCUCAGUCCGCAUCAGCUCCCGCACCUCGGUGACCUCAGUAAAGGUGGCCUUAAAUCACGGAUCGUUGGAGGGAGCCGGGAGCGGGGUCGGGCUUUGAUGACCGAGCCGCCGUCGCUUCCCGGCCGGGGCAGACAAAGGAUCGCCAGCCCUGGGCAGGGUCAGAUCCCACCCUCCGUGCUGAGGAGCUGGGAGGGGUCCCUUGUCCUGCUGGGUGGGCACUGGGCUCUGUCCCCUGUGUCCCUGCAUGGCUCCAGAGCUUCCC